Messenger RNA from Juglans microcarpa x Juglans regia, 726 nucleotides. RefSeq names its product phylloplanin-like. The coding region runs from base 90 to 563 and encodes 157 amino acids. The transcript has 2 exons. Lineage: Eukaryota; Viridiplantae; Streptophyta; Magnoliopsida; Fagales; Juglandaceae. The record is from RefSeq and is a predicted model, not a curated record.
CAGAGUUCCUGCAAGUCAGUUGUAAUAUUAUUAGAGCAAGACACUGUAACUGAAGUACUGAUACUCCGUUAGUAAUCAACUUGGGAGACAUGGCCUCAAAAUCAGCUGUCUUUGUUUUGCUCAUGGUAGUUGUUGCAGUAGCAGCCCCAAUAGCAGUAGCACAAUUGGGGAUCGUUGGUGGUCUGCUGGGUCUGAUCCGCAUACAGGGGACUGUAUUUUGCUCUAUAAAUGGCUCUGUAGCUGUCAUUAAUGGUACUGCCUGCCCGGUCUUCCCAAAUGCUCUGGUACAACUGCGAUGUGGAUCUGGAAAUGUGGUUUCGAGUACAACGACAAAUGGGUCGGGAGUGUUCACAAUGCUGUUGGAUCCCCUGCAAACGCUGCUCUCUUCACUCUUGUCCGAUUGCAAUCUAGUAGUCAGCACACCACUCGCCACCUGCAACGCUGCUCUUCCCGGUCUGGGGGUCUUGCGCUCGCCCUUGCAGUUGAUAGGAAACACCAUUGCUGGCCUCCUUAAUGUCGUCAACAUUGUUCCAACUGGGUUCCUAUUGGUUCCCUCAGCUUGAUCAGCAAAUAAGUUAAUACAAGGAUAAUUAAUUAAGCUGAUCAUCAUGGCCACUGCCAUGCAGCUUGUUAGUUAAUUACGUACGCGAUCGAAUAAGACCAUUUGUACCAAUUACAGGAAGAUAAUUAUAGUAUUAAAUAUUACUAUUCUAAAUUAAGUCGUCC